GAGUGCCGGCGGCGCAGCUCGGUGACGUUGUCUGGCUGCGCGGCGACGGGAUAGUGAUGGCGGCGGCGCGACAGGGCGGGCCGGGACCGGCUGCGGAAAAUGUGUCUGCCACGGGCCGCGGUCCCCGCCGAAAGCGGCCGUGGAGGCCGUUCUUGCUGCGCAACGUCGUAGGCAGCCUGCAGGAGGGACGAGGAUUUGCAUUUCGGAGAAAACAACAGAUUGAAAGACAAUACAGGAAAUUAUUGAAAAAAAGAAAAGUCCCUUCACAACAGGAUGAUCAAUUUACUGAUACUUACCCAGAGCACUUGAAGCAUCUUUACUUGGCUGAGGAAGAAAUGCUUAAGAAACGGCGCAGGGCUCCAGAUGCUGCAGUUUUAUCAGAAGAAAAACUUAAUAAAGCAGAGGAGUCGGUUAUAACUGAAGGGAGGUCUAAGAAGAAAACGUCCAAUCAGAAGGCAAAAGAAGAGUAUGAGAAAAUACAGGCUGAGCGUGCUAGAAAGAAAGAGGAAGCAGAAAAAAGAAAACAACAAAGGGAAGAAGCUCAGCGGUUGUACAAACAAAAGAAAAUGGAAGCUUAUAAAAUAUUCAGUAAGAAGACAAAAAAAGGACAGCCAAAUCUAAACUUACAAAUGGAGUUUCUUCUACAGAAAAUACAGCAAAAUACAUAAACAUCUGCAUACAUCUUAAUUACAGAUUUUGAGUCACCUGUGCACAUUUUAUUAAAUGACUUUUAAUAGAUAAUGUCUCUUUGCUUCUUUAUGACUUUUGUCACUGGCUUCAUUUAUGUCGUCAAUCCAAUAGUGGAGGAUAUUCAUCCUGAAAAUAUGUAUUGAAUGCUGAGAGUGAGAGAGAUCUGGUACUUUAAAAACAUCCUGAAUUCCAAAUCAUUAGAGCCUAGUACCAACUGAACAUGAAUCUACAUAGUGUAGAGCAUUUGCUUUUUAGCUCUAACACUUCUGCUAUUGUGACUACUAAAAUUAUGCUUACUUGAGUAAAAUACAUUAUAUAUGCAAUGUAAUGGAUAUCUCAUGAACUGCCAAGGAUAGGAGUAUAUUUUGUGUGCUGUUGGGUAGGGUUUGGCACAUGAAAACAAAGAACAUAAACUAUACUUGGAUGGUUUUUAUUUAUCAUUCUCCACAAAGAAGAAAAUUUAACAAGGGUUCAAAAAUGGUUUGAAUGUAAAGAUCGUGUGAUUUAUACUUUGCUGAUGUAUUUUGCUCAUAAACUAAGUGUGACUUUCUAGCUAUGAUGGUUCAGGUAGAUGGGUUGAAGUUUUGGUAUGCUGAGUACAUGUGGUUUCUUAUUUUUGUUCUUUGGAGCAUCUUUAGAAAAAUAAUUAUUCUAAACCUUGUUAUGGAGAUGGCAUUUGUGAUCUUUGGCCUAAUAAAAUGAAGGCAUUCUUAGUAAAACUGAAAGUUUGCAGUAAAGCAAGUUAACUAUUUUCCUUAAGUUUAUACAGGAGAAUACUAUUGUGCUUUUGCCUCAGUCUGCUUUGGCAGCCAAGAAAUAAUACUGAGCUUUUUUCUGCAUGUAAUAAAGUCUAUUUAGGCAUCAAAGUAAGGAAUGUCUUGGAAUAAAUUUCUCCGGACAAUGCAGUAUUAAGUUACUUACAGUAUUAAAUUAUCUCAUUUAGAAGUUGAUGUCAACUGCAAAAAAUGCCUUAUUUGAAAUACAUAAGAAAAAUAAACAGUUUUAAAUUGUGUGACAAGCGCUGUUAAAUGAGGAAUAGUUUAGGAGUUUGAGUUAGCUAAAGUGUUUCUUCUGUCAAUAUCCUGAGGCUUCUUCUACCUCAUCUUUUUAUGCUUUUUGCAAGGAUUUGAAUUCUUGUGCUGUGAAGUCAUUUAGGAAAAACUGAACACAAAUCAGAGGGCAGUGCACCAUCAGAAAAUGUGGGAGCUUUGCUUGAAUUGGGCAGGUCCAUUCUAGGAGAGAAACGGAGUGUGAAUUUGACAUGCUUAUUUGAUUUUCCACUUUUCCUUCAAUGUUAUUUUUCUGAUAAUUGCUGUAAUUGCCAAUUUUGAAUGGCUCCACACUGAAAUGCUGCAGGAAUCUGCAAAGUGCCCAGAAAGUGGGAAAGCAAGUUUUGGCAUUCACAGUAUUUUUCGAUUCUUGUCAUUCUUGGCUGUCAGCUCUCAUUUAAAAAAUGAAAACUGCACUAUUUGCAAUUAUUAUUUUUCUGUCACUAGUGCAAGAGACUUAAAACAUUAGCUUCAUGUAACUUGUGAAUAACAUGAAACCAUUUCCAUUGUUAAUACACGAUUGAGGUGCUUUAGUUUUUUGUUUAUGUCUGUCUUUUACUCUAUAUGAUCUUUUAUUGUCUUUGGUUAAGGAAAUUAUAGAUGCAAGUAUUCUGAAUAGUCAUCUUAAAAAGAUACCUUCUCAGUUUGACAUUAGUUCAUUUAUAAACCUGCUGGGCAGAUGUUUGUCAUGAUAUCAGCUGGCUGGAAAAAUUUCAGAAAACUGUUCAUCUUAAACCAGUAAUUCCAUUGGUCAGUGGCCAUUCUGGAUUACUGCUGCCACUAUAGGUACGGGUAUAGUCUAAAUCCCAGUGGACUUUGAGAUAUGGGAUUUGUCUGCAAAGCUUGAAUGAUGCAUUUGAAAUCCAGAUUUUCUUGUGUUAAAUGUUAAACUGAGUGAAAAUUUACUAUCAAGAUAUUCUGUAUGCUUGAUUCUUCCUGGAGAAUAGGGUAGGUAAAAUGCACUAGUAAGUUAAUCUUUGUGGGGUUUGGGUUUUUUUUUUUAGGACUUAUGGUAUAAUUUUUCUGUAUAAGUUGUUUUGCAAAUUGACUCUAAACAUACAUAUGUAUCAUGUAACCAGUUAGCAUUCUUAGUACACUCAAGCCAUUUAGUGGUUUUGUAUCAUUCCUCCUUAGCAACAAGAAGUCUCAGUCAUUAAUUAGUGAAAGAACAUAAUUCUGCUCUGAAUUUUAUUUAUUUAUAUUUUUUUUUCCUGGCAUUAUUCUCUGGUUUUAAGAAUUAGAAUUUUGAGAGAAGUUUGGGAUUCAUAGUAUCUGUUCCACAGUAUUGGUCAUGAACAUUAAAUCUUACCUCAUUCUGACUGUAA
Messenger RNA from Columba livia (rock pigeon), 3064 nucleotides. RefSeq names its product coiled-coil domain containing 59 (gene CCDC59). The coding region runs from base 57 to 668 and encodes 203 amino acids. Lineage: Eukaryota; Metazoa; Chordata; Aves; Columbiformes; Columbidae. Gene Ontology annotation, cellular component: nucleus. The record is from RefSeq and is a predicted model, not a curated record. The transcript is spliced from 4 exons.